Molecule: messenger RNA, 1080 nt
Organism: Didymodactylos carnosus
Lineage: Eukaryota; Metazoa; Rotifera; Eurotatoria; Philodinida; Philodinidae
Source: the annotation of a GenBank genome assembly
AUGAAGUCAUCUGAUUUCCAUCCAGUUUCUUGCAGCCUAUUAUUGGCCGCUCUAACACUAGGUCAACCUCUGAUCAGUCCUGUUCCAAGUACCUAUCAGUUAUACAAUGAUAGUUUACUGAUGGGCGUCUGGUAUAAUCGAAUAUCGGCCACGGCUGCAGCGGCUGAUGGAGCCAAUGGUGUCAACCAACAGUGGGAACAAGGAACAUCAACAGUUUGGUAUAUUGAACUUCAACGCUUCGAUUGCGAUGAUGUAACAGCUGCCGUCUACGCCAACCGUCCAAGUCUAUUAUCAAAUGGUGAAAAUAUUUUUAACUGGGGUUUUUCAAAGCAAACUGUUGAUGGUGGAUUCAAUAAUUGUUCUAACUGUACUACACCUAUGCAGGGCACGGGAGAUGCGUUCCACAGUACAUCAAUGUUUGUUGAAGCAGUAGCCAGGUGUCUGAUACUCAUGUGGCAAUCACCAAACUUUGUCACAUAUGAGUCGUAUUUUAAUCAAGUUGUCCCCAAAUUAAUUCGAGCAGCUAGUUGGCUCUUGGUGCCAUCUGUUCUGACCAUAGGUAUCAAAAAUGACAUGCCUUAUACACAUCGACGAUACAUUUUGGCGGCUGCUCUUGCCGAAACUGCUCUACUCACGAAUGAUUCGUCGCUUCAACAACAAUUUUAUUCACAAGCAGCUACGUUCGCUCAAAACGGUUUGUCACUGCAAGAUCCAAGUGGUUUCAAUCCAGAGAAGGGCGGCUAUGAUUCAAGUUAUAAUGCAUAUGGCCUAUAUCAAGCGUGCAACUAUUUAGUGGUGUACCCCAACGUCAGUCUCCGACAGGAGUUAGCAAACAUGCUGUCGAACUCUUUUGCAUGGCAGCUGACACGAAUGAAUCCGAAUGGAAGUGCAAAUUUAACGGGUAAUACUCGAGUUACCGCUGAUAAUAAUACAGAUGAAGUGGCUAGAAGCGGUUACGAUAAGGACUAUGAUUAUAAAUCAACAAUUUACGCAUUUGAACUCGGAUCCGUAUUACUUCAGAAUCAAACGCUACAUAAUGAAGCACAAUUAGUCGCCAUUUAUAAGGGUUACUCACAUUAG